Gadus chalcogrammus (walleye pollock) is the source of this 970-nucleotide messenger RNA. RefSeq names its product troponin C type 1b (slow) (gene tnnc1b). Gene Ontology annotation, cellular component: myosin II complex. Lineage: Eukaryota; Metazoa; Chordata; Actinopteri; Gadiformes; Gadidae. The transcript has 6 exons. The coding region runs from base 103 to 588 and encodes 161 amino acids. The record is from RefSeq and is a predicted model, not a curated record. Gene Ontology annotation, molecular function: calcium ion binding.
ACAAAAGAGAGAGGCAGGUAGUGCUUCAAGUCUUUGUCUAUCUCAGUGAGAGCAGCACUGUGAGUGUGAGUGUGUGGAUAAAACAAAGACAGACCAGGAACCAUGGAUGAUGUAUAUAAGGCAGCGGUUGAGAACUUGACAGAGGAGCAGAAAAAUGAGUUCAAGGCCGCGUUUGAUGUCUUCAUUCAGGACGCAGAGGAUGGCUGCAUCAGCACCAAGGAGCUAGGGAAGGUUAUGAGGAUGCUUGGACAGAACCCCACCCCAGAGGAGCUCCAGGAGAUGAUCGACGAAGUGGAUGAAGAUGCCAGUGGAACCGUAGACUUUGACGAGUUCCUGGUGAUGAUGGUACGCUGCAUGAAGGAGGAGAGCAAGGGGAAGUCAGAAGAGGAGCUCGCUGAACUGUUCCGCAUGUUCGACAAGAACGGAGAUGGCUACAUCGACCUGGAGGAGCUGAAGGCCAUGUUGGAGUCCACAGGAGAGUGCAUCACAGAGGAUGACAUCGAGGAGCUGAUGAAGGACGGCGACAAGAACAACGAUGGCAGAAUCGACUACGACGAGUUCCUGGAGUUUAUGAAGGGUGUAGAAUAGAAGAUUUCUGAACUACAACAUGGAUCCAUCUUAAAAUACCUGAACGACUCCUCAAAGCUCAAUGAUGUCAUUCCCUCUCGUGUUUCCUGUCCUUUGUAUACAAGUUGUUAAUUGAAUAGGCCUACUUUUACAAAUCUUAAAUUUCAAAUACAAACACAUAGAACCUUCUAAACAUUAUUAUUAUGUUUUAAAUAUAAAUGAGAUUCGUUUGUUGUGAAGUGAGUCAAUUCAAAGUUAUUACGCCCAUAAAGGUACAUGGCACAUUUCUCAAGAAAAUGUAAGAAUAUAUUUUCUAAACUUAUUUGACCACACAUCCACCAAGACGAAAAAAGAAUACAUUAUAGCAGAAAACAAUGUAUUUUCAAUAAAGGGAUUUUCAGUA